Dufourea novaeangliae is the source of this 1992-nucleotide messenger RNA. RefSeq names its product T-complex protein 1 subunit delta (gene CCT4). The transcript has 9 exons. NCBI's taxonomy places the organism in Eukaryota, Metazoa, Arthropoda, Insecta, Hymenoptera, Halictidae. Gene Ontology annotation, cellular component: chaperonin-containing T-complex. Bases 212 to 1813 code for a protein of 533 amino acids. The record is from RefSeq and is a predicted model, not a curated record. Gene Ontology annotation, molecular function: ATP-dependent protein folding chaperone; ATP hydrolysis activity; ATP binding. Gene Ontology annotation, biological process: protein folding.
CGUACUUUGGUUUCCAGUCGUUUCUUGAGCGCGUGUUAAACGAGAUUGUGCAUUAGAAAGAAAAAAAGUUUCAUUAAAACGUUCAAAGAAUUAUAGGAAAAAGUACCGCGAAAAAUCAUUUCGCAGAGACAAAGGAACAAAGCUCCUUAUAAACUCGCGAAUUUAGCGUUGCAACACACACGAUUUGUGAACGUGACCGAUCUACCAAAAAAUGACUGCGAGAACAGCGAUCGGCGAUGGACGUACUGCCCAUAAUCAGGCUUAUAAAGAUAAAAGCAAACCUGCGGACAUACGAAGCAGCAAUAUUAAUGCCGCAAAAGCUGUUAGUGAUGCGAUUCGUACCAGUUUGGGUCCUAGGGGAAUGGAUAAGAUGAUUCAAGCUAGCAACGGUGAAGUUACAAUCACGAAUGAUGGUGCUACAAUUUUAAAAGAAAUGAGUGUUGUGCAUCCUGCAGCAAAAAUGUUGGUGGAGUUAUCAAGAGCACAGGAUAUUGAGGCAGGAGAUGGUACCACUAGCGUCGUUGUAUUAGCGGGUUCUCUCUUAGAGGCUGCAGAACGCUUACUGCAAAAAGGAAUCCAUCCUACGUUAAUCAGUGAUGCGUUUCAGAAGGCUGCAAGUAAAGCAGUACAUGCUGUGCUUAAUAUGUCUAUUCCUAUCGACUUGAUCGACAAGGUAUCACUGAUCAGAGCUGCAGCUACUUCGCUUAGUUCAAAAGUCGUUUUUCAACAAUCAAGUCUGUUAGCUCCUCUAGCUGUGAAUGCAGUACUAAAGGUUACUGAAGAAGGAAAAGAGGACGUUGAUCUUCAUAAUAUAAAAAUAAUUAAGAAGUUGGGUGGCACAGUCGAAGACACCGAGCUUGUAGAAGGAUUAAUAUUCACGCAAAAAUCUUGCAACGUCAAUGGACCGAAACGCAUUGAAAAAGCAAAGAUAGGCUUAAUUCAAUUCUGCAUUUCCCCACCUAAAACUGAUAUGGACCACAACAUUAUUGUUUCCGAUUAUGCCGCGAUGGACCGUGUUUUGAAAGAGGAAAGGGCCUAUAUUUUAAAUAUCGUGAAACAAAUCAAAAAAGCCGGUUGCAACGUACUCCUGGUACAGAAGUCGAUUCUCCGUGACGCUGUCAGCGAUCUGGCCAUACACUUUUUAGAUAAAAUCAAAGUUAUGGUGAUCAAGGAUAUCGAACGCGAGGACAUUUCGUUCGUCUGCAAGACGUUAGGCUGCAGGCCGAUCGCGUCGUUGGAUCAUUUUGUCGCUGAAAAUCUUGUGAACGCGGAAUUGUGCGAGGAAGUACAGACUGGAAAUUCGAAGUUCGUUAAGAUUACUAGAAUUCAUAAUCCUGGACGGACGGUGACCGUUCUUGUACGCGGCAGUAAUAAACUGGUCUUGGAAGAAGCAGAGCGUUCACUGCACGACGCGUUGUGUGUAGUUCGUUGUCUAGUGAAGCAGCAGGCCUUAGUUGCUGGAGGAGGAGCGCCUGAGAUCGAGAUAUCAUUGAGAGUGGCAGCGUAUGCUCAAACGUUGAGCGGCGUCGAUGCUUACUGCAUUAAAGCUUACGCUGAUGCAUUUGAGGUAAUACCGUCUACACUGGCAGAAAAUGCAGGAUUAAAUCCCAUUGCAACCGUUACGGAACUCCGUAAUAGACACGCUAAAGGGGAACACACUGCUGGGAUCAAUGUCCGAAAGGGAGCAAUUACCGAUAUUUUAGAGGAGAACGUAAUUCAACCGGUAUUAGUUUCGACGAGCGCUAUUCAGCUUGCCUCGGAGACGGUUCGCAGUAUAUUAAAGAUCGACGAUAUUGUGAACACAAACCAAUAAUAACGAACAAGAAUUUUGUAUUUAAGCUGCACUUGAAAAACUUUUCAUCGAUCACGAGUUACGUAUCAGUUGUCAGUUCUUAUUCGGCUUCUAACAUUUUCUACGAUUUAUCGAAAUAAUAACGCUCGAAUUGCAUAACGUUUUUCUUUUUUUAAUAUACUUUCUAUUGUGUUUCGUAA